UGUUUUAGUUAGCAGCUUCUUUGAUGCCAACUGAAGUAAAACCAGGUGUUGCCAUGAUGACCGUAACAGGUUUAUUAACUGUUAAAAAUAAUAAAUAUAUUUUAAAGCCUUUGAUACAAUCAAAUCAAUCUAAAAAAAGGAAAAAUGAAGAAGAAUAUGGCUAUCCUUCCAAUUAUGCCUGGGGAACAUUAGAUGUGCCUCAUUUUUCCCAAAAAUUAACAAAGGCUGGAUUUGCAGAUGUAAAACUUGAAGAAAGUCCUAAUGGCUAUAUUGUUCAUAUGGUGAGUAAUACAAUACAUUUUUUUUUCUUAUAACUAGACUUUCA
This is a messenger RNA of Centruroides sculpturatus (bark scorpion), 325 nucleotides long. RefSeq names its product integrator complex subunit 9-like. The transcript has 3 exons. The record is from RefSeq and is a predicted model, not a curated record. Bases 24 to 314 code for a protein of 96 amino acids. Lineage: Eukaryota; Metazoa; Arthropoda; Arachnida; Scorpiones; Buthidae.